This is a messenger RNA of Rotaria sp. Silwood1, 918 nucleotides long. NCBI's taxonomy places the organism in Eukaryota, Metazoa, Rotifera, Eurotatoria, Philodinida, Philodinidae. The record is from the annotation of a GenBank genome assembly.
AUGAUAUGGAAAAAUAAAAGCAUUAUUGAUAUCGAACGUAAACCUGCAUUUAUUGAUUCUUCUGAUCAUCUGCAAUCAGUUUUGUCACCGAAUCUUCGAUGGUGCACUGCUAAUCCAUUUUUAAAACCUUAUAAUCAAAAUGUAAUACUUGACUUAGAACUUCAAUGGAUCUCAUGGAAACGCAGUCAACUACUGCUUACAUAUCAAAUUUUGAGCAAGUACGCGCUUCAAAUUGGAGAUUGGGGUGGAAGUAUGGUUCAUCUUGCGUAUCCUUCAUCACUGCCAUUGCCUUGUCCCUAUAAAAAUAACCUGACCCGUAUUGGUGGAGUUGAUGAUGGUAACAAAAUAUUAUGUGGGGUGGAAAUUUUGAAGCCACUUAAUAAUUGUGUCGUAUAUAGCUUGGGUUCUUACAAUAAUUUCAAUUUUGAAUUUGCCUUGCUCAAGCAAACAUCUUGUGCAAUUCAUACAUAUGAUUGCACGAGUCCAUCACCAGGAGCACCGAUAGAUCGAUUGACUUUUCAUCAAAUUUGUUUAGGCGAUGCAUCAAAUUUGCAAAAAUUUAUGUAUCCUCAUAAUUCAAAGCCAAAAAGUCAAAUAUUUAACAACGCAUUACUUUUCAAGAGUUUUGAUAAAAUAUUGAAAGAAAAUAAGCAUGAAGAAGUUCAUAUUCUUAAGAUGGAUAUUGAAGGAGGAGAAUAUUCAGUUUUUGCUGACCUAUUAUGUCGUGCAAAUGGAACAAGUUUACCUUAUCAAAUAUCUUUCGAGUCACAUUGGUGGAACCGUGACAUAUACCAUGCAAUACUACACCAGAAAAUGUUUUCUCAAUUAUGGGAAUUAGGCUAUCGAAUUCUAAAUCAUGAAUACAAUGCCGGCGAUCAUACUUGUGUAGAAUGGACAUUAUUGAGAGUUUUCUGCUAA